Messenger RNA from Phascolarctos cinereus (koala), 691 nucleotides. The record is from RefSeq and is a predicted model, not a curated record. NCBI's taxonomy places the organism in Eukaryota, Metazoa, Chordata, Mammalia, Diprotodontia, Phascolarctidae.
AUGAAUCACGUGACCGCGGCAGCCAAUGGCGGAACCCCCUGCGAAAGUUUGCCUGUUCCUGCUGGUGAUGGAUCACCGUUUCAGUGGCAUUUAAAUCCCGGGCGCUCCUCCAUCAAGGUGACGCGCAGUCGCCCCCCCGGCAGCGGCAGUGGCUGCGGCAGCGGCAACGGCAGGAGCCCCGCUCUGGGGCCGGGCCCAGGAGGAACCGGAGCCCGAGAGGGAGCCGCCACCAUUGCCGCUGCGCCGCCGCUGGGGGCUCCCGCUCCGCCCCAUCAGGAGUUGCAUGGGAUAUGGGGGAGUAGGGUAGCUCUCCCGGGCACAGCGAGGAGGAAGAGGAGGAAAAAAAGGAGGAGGACGACGUGGGGCUCUGGUCAGGAUUGCGGGGUUGGGUAUCAGUCUGCACUGGGCUGGCCGGCCAAUUUCAGGCAGAGAAAAGGACAAGUAGAAGGAGUCAGAGAGAGACUGAGACAGGAAAGACUUGGGACAAGCAGCGAGUCAGAGAGGGCCAGUGAGAAGGAAUCUCUCCAUUCUGCAAGGCUGCUCCCUAGGUCUGUUUGCCUGGGACCUCUCAGCAGCUGGGAGACUAAUCAAACUCCUUUGGCUGGGUUUGAUGGGACUUUUGUUGCUGUCAUCAUUGGAAUGUGGAUGUUUGAAACAAAGGUGUAGAAAUAAACGAAUUGUUUGUGAUUUA